AUGACCCCUUUCAAGCAAGCCCCGAACAAGAAAACUGCGAAGGUGGGGGAUGUGGAAUCUAUCCAGCUUGAGGGAAAAGAGACCCAGCAGAGCAAGUCCGUCAUUGAAUCACCCGUGUAUGGUAUCGAUGAGGCGCAUCAGAAAAGGGUUAUUCGACGCGUUGACCUUCGCCUCCUCCCAAUACUUGGGAUUAUGUAUUCCAUAUCUCUCAUUGAUCGGACAAACCUUGGUCUUGCCUUUGUGGCGGGAAUGGAGGAGGAUCUCGGACUUGACAUCGGUAAUAGAUAUACCAUCAUUGUCAUGGUAUUUUUUGUGGCCUAUAUUGUAUUCGAGAUACCUAGCAAUAUGAUACUCCCUAAAGCUGGUGCAGCAAACUGGUUGGCAUUUCUUGGCUUUAGCUUUGGGGCAAUCCUGAUCGGCAUGGGUUUCACCCAAAGUUGGAGCACAAUGGCGGUUUGCCGGACUCUCUUAGGCAUUAUGGAAGCGGGUUUCCUCCCAGGUUGCACAUAUCUGAUCACAUGUUGGUACACACGAUUUGAAGUGGGAAAAAGACUUGCUAGCUUCUGGCUGGUGUCUGUUAUACUGAAUGCCUUUGCCGCGAUCUUUGCGUAUGCCUUGACCUUGCUUAAGGGUACCUAUGGCCUAAACGGAUGGCGAUGGAUAUUUAUAAUCGAGGGAGCGAUCACCAGUGGUGUUUGUCUCAUUGGGUGGUUUAUUAUCAUCGACUUUCCGACCCAAGCAGAUAAAUUUCUAAAGCCGGAGGAAAAGGACUUCAUCAUCGCUCGCAUUAACAACGAUCGUGGAGAUGCGGAGGAAGAUCUAGUAACAUUUGAAGGUGUGCUUCAUCAUCUUAAGGACUGGAAGUUGUAUGUCUGGGCAUUCAAUCUCAUGGCCUCCACUCUACCCGGCUAUGCGUACAGCUACUUCAAGACAGUCAUCCUUAUGGGCAUGGGCUUUACCAGCACACAGAGCCAGCUUCUUAGCGCCCCUCCGUACAUCCUCGCUGCUAUAUCUACCUACUUGGGUGGCUGGUUAACCGACAAAUACCAGAUUCGCGGGCCGGUCAUUGCACUUCACCAACUCUUGACAGCCGUGGGGAUGGUAAUCACUGCCUAUGGCGGUGCAAGCGGGACAAGGUAUUUUGGGAUCUUUCUAGGUGUCGGAUUCCUGCAGUUUUGUAUCCCCGGCGUGCUGGCAUUUCAAGCGAACAACAUCACUUCCCAUUCCAAGCGCGGAGUCGCAUCAGCGACCUGUCUGAUUGGAGGGGGCCUUGGAGGCAUCAUUGCAAGCGUCACGUUCAAAUCUAGUGAGAGUCCGCAUUAUACGACAGGCAUUUGGGUAACAUUUGGGAUUACAAUGGUCAGUAUAUGCUUAAUCCUGAUGAUGGACUUUCACUUUUGGAAAACGAACAAAAAGGCCAAGGAGACACAUUGUCAGAUUGAGGGCAUGAACGAGUGGUAUUAUACACUUUGA
Messenger RNA from Penicillium canescens, 1473 nucleotides. RefSeq lists its product as uncharacterized. Gene Ontology annotation, biological process: transmembrane transport. The coding region runs from base 1 to 1473 and encodes 490 amino acids. NCBI's taxonomy places the organism in Eukaryota, Fungi, Ascomycota, Eurotiomycetes, Eurotiales, Aspergillaceae. The record is from RefSeq and is a predicted model, not a curated record. Gene Ontology annotation, molecular function: transmembrane transporter activity. The transcript is spliced from 8 exons. Gene Ontology annotation, cellular component: membrane.